UGCUUGCGAAAAAUUACAUAUCCAGAGCUGGAGUCAGUCAAUGUCCUCUGGGAUGGUCGUGGGUGUGUGUGCCUUUUGUUACCUCUUUCCUCCCUGCUGGUUGAAAAAGUUGCAGGAGCAGCCAAUCAGGAACAAGGUGCCUGCAUUUUGGGAGGCUGUGGGUCUGCUGAUGUUUUUCCGGGUUAGAGUGGGAAAAGAGGUGAUGCUCGAAGGGACUGCCGGAAGUUUAUUCCUUCGCCUGAGCCAUCUGCACCCUUGCCUGGGAAGCGUUCAGUCUGGGCCUCCUCCACACUCCUGACUACAGCAACCGAAUCACCACCAUGGCUGCUGACUCGGAUGUGCUGCACUUCCAAUUUGAGCAGCAAGGUGAAGCCAUGCUGCAGAAGAUGAACCUCCUGAGACAGCAGAACCUAUUUUGCGAUGUCUCCAUAUACAUAAACGACACUGAGUUCCAAGGGCACAAAGUGAUCUUCGCCGCUUGCUCCACGUUCAUGCGGGACCAGUUCCUGCUCACCCAGUCCAAGCAGGUGCGAAUCACCAUCUUGCAGAGUGCCGAGGUAGGCCAGAAGCUGCUCCUCUCCUGCUACACAGGGGCUCUGGAGGUGAAGAAGAAGGAGCUUCUCAAGUACCUAACAGCAGCAAGUUACCUGCAGAUGGUGCACAUUGUGGAAAAGUGCACAGAGGCACUGUCCAGGUACCUGGAGAUUGACGCUGCCGUGGAGGGCAGCAGGGCGAGCUCUGAGAAGUGUCACUCCUCCGAGACAGAGCUGGUAUGCAAUGGUGGCUGCCCUGAUAAAGACUGUGAAAUCAUUGAGAUUUCUGAAGACAGCCCUGUUAAUUUAGAGGGUCAUAUAAAACGGGAAAAGGGGGACCUUCAACAGCUGCCCGUGCAGAGCUUGAUGUCAGAAACAAAGAACGUCAAAAGCCCUGAGAUCUCAGCUGUCAAGAUAGGGUACAAGGACAACAAAAUCUGCCUUAUCCGAAUGGAUUCCAUCAGCGAUCCUAAUGUGGAAGAGGACCAGUUUCCACAGCCGUGCACCUCCUCCGAAUCAAGCUUGUACUUCCCCGAGACUCAGCACUCUUUGAUCAAUUCGACUGUGGAGAGCAGGGUCACAGAAGUGCCCAGGGAGCAGUUCCAAGACUUUGGCAGGGAGGAUCCAGAAGGAGCUAAUAGAACGGCCACAGGUGGGUUCCAGAGCCCAGGGGACUCUGCCUACUCGUGGCGGCACCAAUGCCCCAAGUGCCCCAGGGGAUUUCUCCACCUGGAGAACUACCUCCGCCACCUGAAGAUGCACAAGCUGUUCCUGUGCCUGCAGUGCGGGAAGACGUUCACGCAGAAGAAGAACCUGAACCGGCACAUUCGUGGGCACAUGGGCAUCCGUCCCUUCCAGUGCAUGGUCUGCCUGAAGACGUUUACAGCCAAAAGCACUCUCCAGGACCACCUGAACAUCCACAGUGGGGACCGGCCCUACAAGUGCCACUGCUGUGACAUGGACUUCAAGCACAAGUCUGCCCUCAAGAAGCACCUGACGUCUGUACACGGGAGGAGCAGCAUGGACAAAGCCACCUUUGACUCCAUUACGGAAGUCAGAAUAGACUACGACUAG
Messenger RNA from Zootoca vivipara (common lizard), 1607 nucleotides. It is a transcript of the gene ZBTB6, whose product is annotated as zinc finger and BTB domain containing 6. The record is from RefSeq and is a predicted model, not a curated record. Lineage: Eukaryota; Metazoa; Chordata; Lepidosauria; Squamata; Lacertidae. Gene Ontology annotation, molecular function: RNA polymerase II cis-regulatory region sequence-specific DNA binding; DNA-binding transcription factor activity, RNA polymerase II-specific; protein binding. Gene Ontology annotation, biological process: regulation of transcription by RNA polymerase II.